This is a messenger RNA of Micromonas pusilla CCMP1545, 1800 nucleotides long. RefSeq lists its product as uncharacterized. Gene Ontology annotation, molecular function: DNA binding; 5'-flap endonuclease activity. The transcript has 5 exons. Bases 1 to 1698 code for a protein of 565 amino acids. The record is from RefSeq and is a predicted model, not a curated record. Gene Ontology annotation, biological process: DNA replication, Okazaki fragment processing. NCBI's taxonomy places the organism in Eukaryota, Viridiplantae, Chlorophyta, Mamiellophyceae, Mamiellales, Mamiellaceae.
AUGGCGUGCGCGAUGCGAGCGCGCGCGGCCGCGAGCGCCGCCGUCCUCGCGUCGGGAUCCGGCGCGAGCGGCCCCGUCGGCGCGCGUCGCGGCGCGCGUCGAUCGCUCGCGUCGCUCGCGCCGACGACGCCCGCGUCGUUCGCGCGUCAUCUUCGCGUCGGUCGCGUCCCGUCGACGGAGACGCCGCCGCCCGCGCCCCUCGGCGGCGUCCUCCUCGCUCGCCGCCGCCGCGCGUCCGCGCUCGCCGCGGCGAAGAUCCGCGCGAGCGACGCGGCGUCGAGCGAGGAGGACGCCGCGGACGACGCGGACGCGCGACGAGAUCGUUUUUCGAACGUCGUCCCGACGACGACGACGACGACGACGACGACGCGCGCGAGCGAAGACGAAGACGCAAACGCCGCCGACGCCGCGCCGACGCCGACGCCGUACGCGCCGCAGCCGCCAAACUACGCGGGCGCGGACGCGUGCGUGCCCGAGGACGAGUCCCUCCCGCCCGGACACGUCGCCCUCGUGGACGGCAUGUCGCUCGUCUUUCGCGCGUUUUACGGCUGGCGCAACCGCGAGCCUCUGCUCGCGACGAACGGCGAGGACCUCAGCGUGAUGUACUCGGUGACGCACGCGAUCCUCGCGAUAUUGGAGCUCGCGCCGUCGCACGUCGCGGUGUGCUUCGACGCCAAGGGGAAGACGUUCAGGCGCGUUCUAUACACUGGUUCCCAUACGACCCCGUCGGCGUGGCACGAGAUGUUCACGGAUUACAAAGCCAACCGGCCGCCGACGCCGCCGGAGCUCAAAGAACAGAUUCCGAAAGUCGUGGAGGCGGUGCGUCGGAUGGGCGUGCCGGUGCUCACGAUCUCCGGGGUCGAGGCGGACGACAUCAUAGGCACGAUCGCGCGUCGAAGCGUCGAGGCGGGGCUGCACGUCACGAUCGUGAGCCCGGAUAAGGACUUUUUUCAGCUGUUGGGACCGCGCGUGCGGCAGUUGCGUCCGAAUGGGAAAAAUUACGACGCGGCGAAAGAGGCGGCGGCGCGAGACGGCGAGGACGCCGCGAGCGACGGGUUCGGGGACCCGACGCACCGGAACGUCACCGGCAAAGGCCUCGUGCCGUUCACCGAGCGCGACUUCCGCGCGGAGUUCUCGGACCUGGACCCCGCGCAGUUCGUGGACGUGCUCGCGAUGGUGGGAGACGCGUCGGACAACGUCCCGGGCGCGGUCCCUCGCUUUCAAUCCCGACACACCUCGACGCCUUUCAACUCCGCUUCUGACGCCUUUCAACUCCACCCCGACAUCGUUCCAGGCGUCGAGGGCAUCGGGCCGAAGACGGCGCCCAAGCUGCUGAGCGAGUACGGGAACAUCGAGGGCGCGAUCGCGAACGCGGGGGGGAUAAAGAAUAAGAGAGCGCGCGAGAGUCUGGCGAGCGAGCGCGGCGCCGCGAGCGCGUACCUGUGUCGAUCGCUGGUUAAGAUUCGCACGCGGCUCUCCGUGCCGACGCUCAACGACCCCGCGUUGCCGAUCGCGGACUUGGCCAUCGCGGACAAGGUGCCAAACCCCGCGGACGGCGGGCUGGCGGUGUCGGAUUACUUCGACGCGAUGGAGUUGGGGACGGUCGCGUCGAGGUGGAGGGAGGUGUGCUACGCGAACGCGACGAGGAGGGCGAGGGAGGAGGGGCGGGGCGAGGAGGCGGGGGAGGCGCGCGGGUAGAGAGAGAAGAGAGAAGGCGUUAUUUACGAUAGCGGGACGCGGACGCGCGCGGUGGAGAGCUGUUGGAGGCGGUAUUUAAAUACGAUCGAAAUCGAUUCAAAC